AUGGACCUUCCCGAGCUCCCGGGUCCCAGAAAGUUCCGGCUACCCCCGCGGCCCCCGGCCCGCCCCUGCCACCGCCCUCGCCGCCCCCGGGACCUGGCGCUGCUGGCGGCCAUGCUGGGGUCGCUGCUGGCCCUCGCCGCCCGGGGCUACGUGGGCUCCAGAGAGACCCAGACCGAAGGGCCGCGGGAGUCGGCCGUGACACGGAGGAAGACUAUGUUCUUCUUCUCCGCUCUGGACGUGAAUAGGGACAUGUACAUUAGCGCCGAGGAGUUCAAGCCCAUUGCUGAGAUGCUGAGAGUGAUAAAGCCUCUCACUGACUUUGAGAAGGCCCAGGAGCUGAUGAAGGAAGAGAAGUCCUCUCUCGAGGAGAAGUUGACUGUAGUAGCUCGAUUCCAGCCUCUGCUACUAGAUACCAUGUCAAACAGUAAAAGUGGUUUCAAAGAAAUUUCUGACAUUAUUCUUUCUGGGCUAAAAAACUGGACAAACCCUGCACUAUCAUCCAAUGUGUUCUCUGCCAGCCAAUUCAAAGCUUUCUUGCCCCCACGGAAUGACAUGGAGUUGGGUGAGGUCUGGUGGAUCAUUCCAGACAUGAUGAUUAAUAAGACAUGUGCAUACCUCUCUGACCACCGCUUCUAUCCACCACCUCCCAAAGGCAAAGAGGUCAUCAUCCACAGACUGCUGAGCAUGUUCCAUCCAAGGCCCUUUGUGAAGACCCGCUUUGGGCCCCAGGGUGCAGUGGCCUGCCUCACAGCCAUCAGUGACUCCUAUUAUACUGUGAUUUUCAGGAUUCAUGCAGAAUUCCAACUAAACCAACCACUCCAUUACCCUUUCUGGUUCUGUCCAAGCCAGUUCACUGGACACAUCAUCCUCUCCAAAGAUAGCAGCCAUGUCCAAGAUUUCAAGCUCUUUGUACCCAAUGAAAGGUCUCUGAAUGUGGGUUUGCAGUGGUUGCACGGAUCCCUGAGGAAUCCAAAUGUGGAUCAUGGUUAUCUUCCUCAGAUGGAGCUAGAGGCCUCUGGCCCUUCAAUGCCAUCUAGCAUCCAGGAUGACAAGAGUAAUGAAACUGACAGCUGUCUGCCCUCAGAGGAGGCUGUCCAGUUUAAAAUGGAGGAUAUUCUGUGGCAGCAGGAGCUGAGCAGGGAAGAAGCUGCCCAGCAGCUCGAAAGGGCUAUGUAUGACUUCAAGAAGGUCCAGUAUUUACCUUUCACCAAAGCUUUUGACAGAGCUAGAGCUGAGAAGAAGCUGGUGCAUUCAGUCAUUUUGUGGGGAGCUCUAGAUGACCAGUCUUGCUGAGGUUCAGGGCACACUCUUCGGAAUAUUGUCCUGAAAAAUUCAUCAAUACUCGCCCUUCUUAAUGAGAAAUUCAUCAACACUUGGUCUCUUUUUGGAGACUUACAAGAGAUACUGAAUGAAGAGAACAAAUUCUAUAAGAAGCUGGCUCAACUGCAUUUGGAGAAAUACGAGUUCCCUGUAGAAUCACUGGUCUGCCUACCCAAUGGAACAGUGGUCAACAACAUCCAUGCUAACAAGUUCUUGUUCAAGGUUCCUGAAAGACAUCAUGAAAAGAAAAAAGUCUUAGCCUUCUACUCUCCUAUAUCCUUGAAAUCUCCAGAGAUCUAUGAAGAAUUUCUAAGAGAAGGACUCCUCAGAGCUCAGGUCUUCCUCCAGCCCUAAAGCCCCAGACUAUAGGAAUUGGGGACUUGAUUCUCUAAUCAAGAUCUGGCAUUUCCUCACCUAUACAACAAGAAAUGUAGAUGUGACCCUAAAGUCAAAGUGGUCUUUGGUACAUUUCAAGAUCACUGUUUGUUAUCUGUCUACUAAGAAGCAACCAAUAUCACCCCCUUGGAAAACUGUAAUAAUGACCAAAGAUUCCAUGUUUUAGGCUCCCUUCUACAAUUCAACAUCUGUGAUAAUAGUACCUAAAAGUAGCAGAUUUCCUUCUGGCCAUAUGACUAGGGUUGCUGUAACCUCAAAGAAACUCCGUGUGAGCUUAGAAACCAUGAAUAUUUUUUUAAGGGAGAACCAAAUUGUCUUUUGCUUCUUGAUCAAAACCUUAUUCUCCAACCUCCCCCUGGGCCACUUCUAGUCCAUCCACAGAGAGGGUGACCAAGACCAGUACAUAUCUGCAGCCUCAUUAUGUAUAUGUAAAAUAUAAUUAAUUGAAUUUAAUAUUCCACACAGUCUGGAGAUAUUUUUGAUAGCUCCACACCGAGUAGGAGAGAUUCUAUUUCCUCCCAGCGACUAUGCCUUAUGAUGGCUGGAUCUUAAAUCCCAGAUGGAUCAAGCUUGAUAUCUUCACAGUCUCAACUGGGGGGAAAAGUUCCCUCUUCUCUUGAUUAGGAUGCUAAAGCAUUCUUUUUUGUGGAAAAAAAUGUUAAGAUAUAAGUUCCCUGCUAUCAUUUCAGUCUGCUUACUUUCACCAAGUAGAGUUAGUCUUAUUCCUUAGUCCAAGUAUCAAAUGGCAGUCCUAGUAAACAGUCUAGUGACUUUUCUCUGGCUGGAGAAUUUCUCCUUUUUUGUAAAAUCUGGUGAGGGACUUAUAUUGAAUAGAAGAAACACUGCAGUUUCCAUGGCCAGAACUGAUGCCUUUGAAUGUUCACCUCCCUCUCAGGAGAAUUUUAUUUCAUUUGCAUUGAAAAUUAUUUGAUGGUAAAAA
Molecule: messenger RNA, 2656 nt
Organism: Antechinus flavipes (yellow-footed antechinus)
Lineage: Eukaryota; Metazoa; Chordata; Mammalia; Dasyuromorphia; Dasyuridae
Product: selenoprotein N-like
Exons: 12
Biological process (GO): calcium ion homeostasis; skeletal muscle fiber development
Cellular component (GO): endoplasmic reticulum membrane
Molecular function (GO): calcium ion binding
Source: RefSeq, a predicted model, not a curated record